GCCUGCGCGGCGGCGGCGGGGCCUGGCGGGGUGGAGAUGGCGGCUGCGGGGCUGUCGCGGACGCUGUUCCUCUGGGACGAUGGCAGCCCCAUGCGCUUCUACGUGCGGCCCGGGCUGGCUAAGCUGCGGCUGGCGCCGCUGGUGCUGGCGGGCGGCGGCCGGCUGUGCCGCGUGCAGGAGCCGGGCGCCGUGCUCCUGGCGCAGCCCGGCGAGGCGGCGCCCGGCGGCGCCGUCUCCACCGAGUACGUGACGGAGUGCGUGCAGCGCAACCGGCGCCUGCCACUGGAGCCCUACCGCCUGCCGCCCGUGCUGCCCGCGCCCCGCGCCGCCUCGCCGCGCGGCCGCCUCGCCUUCACGGAGGCGGAGGACGCGGCGCUGCUGCGGGCGGUGCGCGGGCGGCGCGGUGCGCGGGCGGGCGGCACGGCGCUCUGGAAGGAGCUGGAGCGGGGCGGCCUGACGCGGCACUCCUGGCAGGCCAUGCGCGACCGCUACCUGCGCCACCUGCGCCCCCGGCGCGCCGGGCCCGCGGCCGAGCCCCGGCGGACGGACGCCCCCGGCGAGCCCGCCCCAGAAAUGGGCAUCUUCGCGGCAGCGAAUCGGGAGUUCGAAAGCACCGAGUCAGGAAGUGACACCUCAGACAUUGCAGAAGAAUUCGCUUCAGAAGAUGGAGAGGGAAAGUCCCCAGAAGAAAUAGCAUCUACUUUGAAAACAGGACUGGAAGACUCUGUUCUCCCUGAUACUCAGUUACAAGGGGAAGAAAGACCAACAAGCACUUGCUCUUCUUCCAGUGCGGUGGGAGAAGUAGUGAAAACUAUACAGCACUUCAUGGAGAAGUUCAGCAUGGACCUGCUCACUGUUACACAGGCCUUUCUGAAAAACACUGGUGAAGUAGAGACUACCUUAAACUUCCUGCAGACAGGACAGCGCUUGGAUGGAUACCCUGUGUGGAGCAGAGAGGAUGAUUUAGAAUUGCAAAAAGACGAUGAACAUGCCAGAAGUAAACUAAUAGCAAAAUUCGGAGCUGAAAAUGUAGCAAGAAGAAUAGCGUUUAGGAAGAGUUAGAUAGCAAAAUAGUAGAAAAUGACUGAUCUAGGACUGUGGCAAGAACUUUAAAAGCAGAGUAAUUUUACAAGUACAAAUGUGAUGGAAAAUUUAUUUUAAUAUUCUGAAGUCUCAUAAGUUCUUUAAAAUGAACAAGCCCGUAUCAUAUAUAUAUAUGUAUGUAUGUAUAUUUAUAAAGGACCUAUUUUGUAUUUGGGUGAUUUUUUUUUGUAACAUUGAGUAUACUGAAGACUUUAAAGUAAAAAAAAUGUUGACGAGAGAAAGGUCCUGUUCAGUAUAAAGCAAGCUUUCAGUGAUAAACGUGAAAUAACACAUCUGCUAUGUAAACCAGUUGGCAGUCCAACCUGUACAUUGCUUCAUGGAAAGGCUAUUGAACGGUGAGAGCAGUAAAGUGUGACAAAACCACAUUCAGUGUUCUGGCCUUUAGCUGCAUUAAGCAGCCUGCUCUUUGUCGUGUGUCUGUCACUUCAGAGUUCUGUGGCUGAUCAUCUAAUACCCUGCUCUCCCAAAUGAUCUGUCAGUUACCUUCUCAGGACAGUAGGCAGCCAUCUCAAUUUCUGUGUUAACAAGAAAGCGUCACAUGCCAAAGAGCCUCUAGGAAAACAAACAAACAAACAAAAAGACCCCAAACUCCACUAUUUUGGGGGGAAUGUUACUGACAUAUAAACAGGGUAGUUUAAUAUACAGAAGUUCCUGCAUAUUGUAAUUGUAAAUAUUUAAGUUCCUGUAUGCAUCCCUCCCUUAUUACACUAAUCGCUAUGGGAAAAAUUGUUUUACUAUCGGUAGAAUUGCAUAGCAUCACUUUUCACGAAGGCUCCAAUAGGACAUAUGCCCUGUAAUUUUUCAUGAUUAAAAAUAGAUAAUGUGUUUAUAGUCCAAAUAAGCAGACUCAUUCAUGAGAUGACGCAGGACAGAACAAAACUUGGUUUAAGGAACCAGAUGAUCUUUGUAUUAAAUUUACUUUGUUCUCCUCUCAAUAUAA
Messenger RNA from Rhea pennata, 2044 nucleotides. It is a transcript of the gene TERF2IP, whose product is annotated as TERF2 interacting protein. Gene Ontology annotation, biological process: telomere maintenance via telomere lengthening; regulation of DNA-templated transcription. Gene Ontology annotation, cellular component: shelterin complex. Lineage: Eukaryota; Metazoa; Chordata; Aves; Rheiformes; Rheidae. Gene Ontology annotation, molecular function: telomeric repeat DNA binding. The record is from RefSeq and is a predicted model, not a curated record. The transcript has 3 exons. The coding region runs from base 37 to 1062 and encodes 341 amino acids.